Messenger RNA from Lucilia cuprina (Australian sheep blowfly), 2063 nucleotides. RefSeq lists its product as uncharacterized. The record is from RefSeq and is a predicted model, not a curated record. The transcript has 3 exons. Bases 234 to 2042 code for a protein of 602 amino acids. Lineage: Eukaryota; Metazoa; Arthropoda; Insecta; Diptera; Calliphoridae.
CAUUGCUUGUGAUUGUUGUACAACAAGUACUGUCGUCACUUUAUAAAUACACGUUGUGCGCUGAACAAACACAAAUUUAAUAAUUAUCAUGGUAUACUAAAAGGGGGAAUCACUGCAUUGUCGUUAUAGAUAAAUAAAUAGCAUAAUCAGUAACAACACAUAUGUCCGAUGAGUCAAUCUAACAAAUUGUUUCGAAAGGUGUAGAUCUUUUAACAAAACGUAUACUUAAAAAAAUGGAAAAUUUUUUUACAAACAUCGAUUUGAUCACAUAUAUGUGCAAAUUUUUAAAUUACGAAGAGCAAUUUCAAUUGACGCAAGUUUCAAGUGAAUUGGAAAACAUUAUAACGAAUUAUGUGUGGAAAACUACAUUUCAAGAAAUACAAAUCGCAAUGAAUCAAACACAAUUUGUAGUAUCGGACACAACGAAACCAAUCGAAAAGCUUCGUUUUUAUGAAUACUAUAAUAUAUGGCAUGGAGAAGAUUUCCUUUUAUCAAGUAAAAAUAUGGAAAUUUUCUUAAAAUUAAAUAAAAAUAAUGUUAAAAAAUUGCAACUAAUAGGUGAAAAAGACCCAAAAAAAGAGCGUCGCAGACACCAGAAAAUGUAUUCAAAUCAACUAAUAACUGAAAUAGAUCAAGGAGAGAAUAGCACACAAUAUGUCUUACCAUUCAGUCAAACAUUUCCAAAUCUUACUGAACUGUGCUGCUGGAAUAUGAAAUUGGAAAAUAGGGAUUUGCAAAGAGUAGCAGAGAAUUUUUUGAAACUGAAUACUUUGAUCCUAAAUAAUUGCUUCAGUCCAGAAGAUAAACCUUUGGAAAUUGGAAUUGAUAUUAAUAUUCAAACUAUUAAAGAUAUAAAAAAUUUGAACAGUUUAACCAUAAACAGAUGGCCAUACGCAUACACUUAUAGUUGUUUGAAUAAUGUUAAAAAUAUUAUUAAUCAACUAAAAUUACAGCAAUUAACAUUAAAUGGCUUUCGUAUUCCUUAUGAAUCCAAAAAUAAUAAAAUCGAUUUAAAUUUAAGAAAUUUAAAAUAUUACAAAGAACUAGAUAUGACUCAAUUCAUAUUAUACAAAAUAAAUUUCUUGCCACACUUUGAAAAUCUUCGCAACUUAACCCUAAGGUGUGACCAUGAUACUUAUAUUUAUGAAGAUUUUUUUAUAAGUUUAUUAAAAUCUUGUAAAUAUUUAACACAUUUACACUUGAUCCUAUGCCUUACUGAACAUUUCAAAGUAUUGCCAACAUUACACGAACUUAUUCUCGAAGACUGCGAAGGAUUAACUUAUUCAAAUUUGAAAACAAUAUUGAGUGGAAUUCAUUUGAAAUGUUUUAAAUCUCUAAGUACAACAUAUACGGGAAAUUUUGAAUAUUUUUCUAUUUCACCAUCAUUGCAAAAACUUGAAAUAAUUACUAAAGACACAAAUUUUACAAAAUUAUUAAGUUUUAAUGAACAAAAUCUUAUAAACCUUAAAGAAUUGCUGUAUUAUGCGAACGGUGAUGAAAAGUUGAUAUUUUCAAAUUUUGGACAAAAUCUAAAUGUUCUGAAUAUUAAUAGUGAUCAAUUUAUUGCAGAAGAUUGUUUGAAAUUGAAAUAUUUGCAUAAAUUAAAAAUAAAUGAUGGUAUUUCAAUAUCUGACUUUUUGCUGCUGCUAAAACAUGGACAUUUACAUGAAUUAUCAAUUAAAUAUGUUUAUUAUAAAAUAAAUCAGCAUGAAGCAAAAGCCUUAACGACAAAUCUUCGAUAUCUUCGUUUAGAAUGUAAUAGAUUUGGUGUCAUUGGUAAUGCGGAGGAAGACUUUUUACUUAAUUUAUUAAAUUUAAAUAAAGAAUUAUCUCUAGCGUAUGAGAGAUUAAUGACAACAAAGUCAAUUGUUCAAAUAUCGCGUAAUAGAAACUUUCCAAAGCGAUUUAAGAAUAUUAAUGUUGGCGGUAUUUCAAUAGAAUGUAAUUCCAUUCGGAAUGAAUGUGAAGAAACCAUGAUUCUAAUAAAAAAUAUUAUACAAUCCUUUAGAAAGCGUCAUUUGAAUGCAUAUUUUAUACUAUAAUAGCACAGACCAAACACAAUU